This is a messenger RNA of Carya illinoinensis, 2124 nucleotides long. RefSeq lists its product as uncharacterized. Gene Ontology annotation, cellular component: plasma membrane. Bases 23 to 667 code for a protein of 214 amino acids. Lineage: Eukaryota; Viridiplantae; Streptophyta; Magnoliopsida; Fagales; Juglandaceae. The record is from RefSeq and is a predicted model, not a curated record. The transcript has 3 exons.
AAAAACCCCUCCUCGCCCCUCUAUGCUUUCUCGAACGGUCACCAUGGCCACCUCCAAAGCCGACUACUACCACCCCAUACACGUACCCAUUCCCCCACACCAGAAUUACGUCGUUCUAACCCCAUACUACCACUCCUCCAACCGUCGCCGUUUACGUAUAAUCUGCACCGGUUUGAUCAUCCUCCUAGCCGCCGUCGUUUACAUCUUCUGGCCCGCGGACCCGGACGUCAAGAUCGUUAGGCUCCGCCUGAACAGGAUCCACGUCCACACUUUUCCCCGCGUAUCCGUGGACAUAUCCAUGUUCGUGACGGUGAAGGUCCGAAACACCGACGUUUACUCUAUCGACUACAAGAUGAUUGACGUGGCAGUCGGGUACAGAGGAAAGAAGCUGGGUCACGUGAGGUCGCACCGGGGACACGUGAGGGCCAGAGGGUCGUCCUACGUGGAUGCCCUUCUGGAUUUCGACGGAGUGGAGCUCAUGUCCGACGCGGUGUACCUGCUUAAGGACCUAGCCAAGGGUAGGGUGCCGUUUGAUACUCGAACGGAGAUUGAAGGCCAGCUCGGCCUGUUCUUCAUUCAAGUCCCACUGUCGGCAAAAGUAUCAUGUGAGGUGUUGGUAAAUACGAUCAAUCAGACAAUUGCUCGGCAGAAUUGUGUCGCUGAGUGAUGAAUUUGACUGCCAUGCAUAAGGUGCCGCAAAGCAAGAAGGUUCAGAGGGUGUCUAAGCUCCCUAAAUUUGUUUACAUAUUGAAACAGGUUCGAGUAUAUGAAAUUUGAAGCAUGGAUAGUCCAUGCUAAUAUUCUGUACACCACAUGCCUUGGGCAUUGUGAAAUAUAUAUUUUAAUAUAUGGUGAUUGUAGGGGAAGUGACUCGGGUGUAAAGAUGAUUAUUCUCUGAUAAUUUAUUACAGAGACAAUUAAAUAUUACCUUUACCUACCAGAACUUCUACGUAGUUUUGUGCAAGUGCUUUUGGGAAUCAAGCCAGGGUUAUGACGUUUGUAUGGUGAAUAUAUUCUUUGUAGUGGUGUUCACAGAGGGGAGGCUUUUGUUUAUUUAUUUUUUAACCGUAGUGGCAAGUGAGUGGUGCAAUUUGUGCUGGUUUACUUUGGUUUGGCCUCAAAUAGCAAAUUUGAAGGUUAAAUUUGCAACUUCAAGAGCUAAAAUCAGAAGGUUGAGUAUUGGAAACCAAACCAACCGGCAAAAGCCUCGUUUCAAUACCUCAUAGCUCACGCAUUCAACUUGGCCCACCAGUAAGCAUGUUCCAGUUUUAUUUCCAUUGAAAUCCAAAAAGAAUCCGCAACAAAACAAGAAACCGAAACGACUGGAACCUUGUGCCAGUUCGUCCACCUUUACCGCCUCAUAGAUCAUGCUCUUCGCGAUGAGUUUGCCGCUAGAGCGAGCCUCUGCAGCAGAUAAGCUUCAUCUUUUAGGACCAGUCCCCGUGUGCUAUAUAAUUCUACUGACAAAUAAAAAGCCAACAAAAAAGCACUCGCUUUUCUAAAAGCAAAUCCAAAAUCUUUUCUCUUAAUCAUACCUCACCUUUCCUUGGCUUCUUUGCCUUCCUUCCUUUUCUUCACUACUAAGAAUGGAACAUAGUGAUCUCUCCUAAUUCAAAUCAAAUAUAUAUAUAAGCCAUCAACCGAAGAUAAGAGGAAGAAUAAACGUUGAUGUGUCACCCAGACUUUUUCUUGGUUGAAGUCGCCGAUGACCGGAGAAAUAGAAGAAGAAGAAGGCAACCUGUAUGGGCAGAGACGGCCACGGUGGAGGCUAACCAGCAAGCACAAACCGAACUAGCUAGAGAGGUCAAUAGAGAUGGGGCGACAAAGAAGUACUGCAUGUGUUCACCCACACGCCACCCGGGUUCAUUCAGGUGUAGAUAUCAUCGGUCUGAGUAUAUAUGGCUAGGACGAAGAGGACCCAUGUCCAGAUAGAUUUUAUACGUUUUGUUGCACUUGCAUACAUAGGAAAAAGGAUUUACCUGCUAAAAGCCUAAAACAUCCAUGUACUUUGUGCUUCCCAAGUAAUAAAAUUCUGACAUAUAUGUCUUAGCCUUGUAAACGAGUUUUGGGCUGCUUUAUACUGUCACGAAUCGAAUAUAUCUGUAACCAUCUUGACAUUUUUUA